Octopus bimaculoides (California two-spot octopus) is the source of this 799-nucleotide messenger RNA. RefSeq names its product bleomycin hydrolase. Gene Ontology annotation, biological process: response to toxic substance; proteolysis; L-homocysteine catabolic process. The record is from RefSeq and is a predicted model, not a curated record. Gene Ontology annotation, cellular component: cytoplasm. NCBI's taxonomy places the organism in Eukaryota, Metazoa, Mollusca, Cephalopoda, Octopoda, Octopodidae. Gene Ontology annotation, molecular function: cysteine-type aminopeptidase activity.
UCAUCGUCAUCAGCACUACGAAAUAUUUGCUAAUUUUCUUUCUCCUCCUCAUGUCCAAUUUCUUCUCUUCACAGGAAUCCCCCAGGAAACACUGGACAAACUCCGUGAUGAGUUCACCACUGACGACAGACUUAUGUUCACCCAAGGUGUAUGCAACCACGUUAACAUCAACGAGAUAUCCCGUUGUCCUCGGCAACUACUUGAUGUUAACCAUGUUUUCAGUGUCAAGGUCGAAGAAGCAAAACCGGUGACCCACCAGAGGGCAUCGGGACGAUGUUGGAUAUUUGCCGCACUCAAUCAGAUGAGAAUCCCAUUUAUGGAAAAAUUUGAAGUGCCAGAGUUUGAAUUCAGCCAAGCAUAUCUGUUCUUUUGGGAUAAACUUGAGAGAAGCAACUUCAUCCUGGAUGCGUUCAUUGACUGCGCUCGCAACGGCAACACAGCCGGCAGCCGAGUCGUUGACCAUUUGCUGGUCAACGCCUCCGAUGAUGGUGGCCAAUGGGACAUGUUGGUCAACUUGAUUUCCAAAUAUGGUAUUGUACCGAAGAACAUCUUCCCAGACACUGUGUCCUGUGAGGCUUCAAGAUAUUUGGUCAGCAUCAUCAGUCACAAGGUAUGUAUUGGAAAUAAACUCUCAUGCUUGUCUUUGUGUAUGUAUACAGGGUGGAGUCAAAAGGUUCCAGGAUUAGUUAUCUAUAAUAGUAAAAAUGAAAUUCUGUUUCUCCAUCUGGGACCCCUGUAUCUCAGUCUAUACUCUUUUACUCUUUUACUGGUUUCACUCAUUUGACUGUAGCCAUACUGG